Molecule: messenger RNA, 789 nt
Organism: Vitis riparia (riverbank grape)
Lineage: Eukaryota; Viridiplantae; Streptophyta; Magnoliopsida; Vitales; Vitaceae
Product: agamous-like MADS-box protein AGL80
Exons: 1
Coding region: 1-789 (262 amino acids)
Biological process (GO): positive regulation of transcription by RNA polymerase II
Molecular function (GO): RNA polymerase II cis-regulatory region sequence-specific DNA binding; DNA-binding transcription factor activity, RNA polymerase II-specific; protein dimerization activity
Source: RefSeq, a predicted model, not a curated record
AUGGCUAGGAAGAAGGUUAAGCUUCAGUGGAUUGUGGAUAAUGCUGCUCGUAAGGCCACAUAUAAGAAGAGAGUGAAGGGUCUUAUGAAAAAAGUAAGAGAUCUCAGCAUUUUGUGCGGCGUUGAUGCGUGUGUAAUCACGUACAGCCCAUACCAUCCAGAGCCCCAAGUUUGGCCUUCCCCGAUUGAGGUCGAACAAGUCAUUGCUGCGUUUAGGAGCCGGCCGGAGAAUGACCAAACCAAGAAGGUCAUGAACCAAGAAAAUUUCACCUGGCAGAGGAUAUUCAAAGCGAGGGAUGAAGUGCUGAAACAGCAGAUGAAGAACAGAAAAAAGGAGAUCGAAAACCUAAGGAUCCAGUGCUUGGGUGGUAGGCUGCUGGAGGGUUUAGAGAGUAAAGACCUCCUAGAUUUAACGUGGGCCAUUGACAAUCAGUUGGAGGCAGUGAAGAACAGGACGGUUCUAGUUCCCUGGCCCCAAGUAGCAGCUGACGCGAGGGGCAGUGCUAAUAAUACUGGUACUGGUAUUGGAGAUGUUCCUGCUGUGGGUGCUUUUACUAGUAUUGAUGCUGUUUCUCAUGUUGGUUCUGCCUCGGGUGUUCCUCUUUCUGUUAUUGGUGCUGUUGGUGGUACCAAUGCCGCUGCUGCGCAGACAAGUUUCGAUCUUGCCAUUGACGCUCCAAACAAUCCUCUAAUUAGAGAACAAAACCAAAACCAAAACAUGGGCAAUGCAUUGGGAGAUCCACUGGACUAUGACGUCUAUGAUUUCUGGCGCAAUCCCUACAUUCUCUGA